This is a messenger RNA of Solanum pennellii, 516 nucleotides long. RefSeq lists its product as uncharacterized. The transcript has 3 exons. Lineage: Eukaryota; Viridiplantae; Streptophyta; Magnoliopsida; Solanales; Solanaceae. Gene Ontology annotation, molecular function: nucleic acid binding. The record is from RefSeq and is a predicted model, not a curated record. Bases 1 to 516 code for a protein of 171 amino acids.
AUGAGGAGUAAAUAUCCUCAUCUUUUUGAGCGUUCAGGUUUAGGUAAACACAACCAUUUUCUUGCUUUAUCUCAUCCCUUUACCGCUAAAACAGAGGUUGGGGUUUUCUGUAAGGAAAUUGUCAGGUUGUAUGGUUUACCUCGCUCCAUUCUUUCAGAUCGUGAUGUUGUCUUCACAAGUGCAUUUUUGCAGGAACUUUUUUGCCUUAGUCGCACUCGUCUUUCAGCUCGUAGGACGAGAUCAAAUGUUAGAGAUACUGCAUUCCAUUCGAUGAAGGCUCAAUCUAGCUUGAAGACUCAAGCUGAUUCCAAGCGGAGCAACUUAUCUUUUAAUGUGGGUGAUGCUGUUUUCCUUCAUUUGCGUCCUUAUCUGCAAAAGAGUUCAGUCAAACGUCUUAAUGAGAACCUUUCACCUCGAUAUUUUGGAACAUACAAAAUUGUUCGCAGAGUUGGUCCUGUUUCUUAUGAAUUGCAGCUGCCUCAAACAUCUAAGAUACAUCCUAUUUUUCAUGUCUAG